CGCAUGUCUUUGUUGCUAUGGACGCUACCGUCCGAAGGUCUUCACGUGAUUAUCGUUUGAACAUGAGUUAAGCGGUCCACGAUGAAAGAGUGGUGGCUCCACGUCGGCUUGAUGUGCAUCCCGCUGCUGGCCGUCUACCUGCACAUCCCGCCGCCGCAGCUGUCACCUGCCCUGCUCAAGUGGCACAAUGCCGGCCGAGGCUUCACCUUCAGGGGCAGCGAGAUCUUCUACAGAGACUCUCACGGCGCCUUGGGAAGCUCCGACGUCGUCCUUCUCCUCCACGGCUUCCCCACCUCCAGCUACGACUGGAGCAAGAUUUGGGAGCCGCUCACCCAGCGCUUCAACCGUGUCAUAGCGCUGGACUUCCUGGGCUUUGGCUUCAGCGACAAGCCGCGACCGCACAGGUACUCCAUCUUUGAGCAGGCCAGCGUGGUGGAGGCGCUGGUAGCACACUUGGGUAUCUCCAAUCAGCGGAUUGACCUGCUGUCACAUGACUACGGAGACACGGUGGCGCUGGAGCUGCUCUACAGGAGUGACCAGAACCGCACGGGCCACCUGACCAUCAACAGCCUGUGUCUCUCCAAUGGAGGCUUGUUCCCUGAGGCCCACCACCCUCGCCUGCUGCAGAUGCUCCUGAAGGACUCCACAAUGCUGGCUCCCAUCCUCACGCGGCUCACCAACUACAUGAUCUUCCAGAAAGGUCUCGGGGAGGUUUUCGGGCCGUACACGCAGCCAACAGACGCAGAGUUCUGGGACAUGUGGACCGGUCUGCGCUACAAUGAUGGCAACUUGGUUUUGGACAGUGUUCUCCAGUACAUCAACCAGAGGUUAAAACACAGAGAAAGAUGGGUCGGCGCGCUCACGUCCACCUUUGUGCCACUGCACCUGAUCUACGGCCCACUUGACCCUGUCAACCCCCACCCCCAGUUUGUCCGCCUUUACCAGCAGCUGGUGCGGCGGUCGACCGUCAGUGUGUUAGACGAGCAUAUCGGUCAUUACCCGCAGCUGGAAGACCCCACGGGCUUCCUCAACGCUUACUUUAACUUCAUUCACUCAUUCUGAACUUGACUGACAUGCCGAAGUAGGUGUUUCGAUUUCGACAAAAAAGUAAAAGAUAAAGGUUGCGCUUUAGCCCACGGACGCCAGGAUGACGUCGACGACCGUCUCCUCGUCGCUGCGGACCGUCACCUGCAUUGUGACGCCGUCGGCCAGCGCGAGGCGAGCGCGGACCAGCGUGUCGUGACCUCCCCGGAAAACACCUGGGAGGUAAAAAAUAAUAAAUAAAAAUUCUGAGCCAAUCUAGAACCUUUGUAUGAGAUUGUGUUUUUCGAUGAAACCCACCAGCGAGGAAGAGGAUGUGCGAGUUCUUGUUUUCUGGUACUUUGUCCGAGCGCUCGCACGGCUGCAUUCCUAGGAAGCUGACGAUGUUCUUCACUGCCUCUGCAGGAACAGCAAAACGUUGAAUGAAAGAAGCCGCCGCAACGAUUGCGAAGAGCAUUCCACAAGCGUACCGUCUAAAGUGCGUACGGACGCCAAUGCGAAAGUCUCCUCCUUCUCAAACUUGUCUCCCACUUCUUCCCAGGCUGCUCCGAAGUUGGGCUUCAGCACUUUCUGGAUGUGGUCCGCCACGGUCACUUCAAGGUCCUCCAGCUGAGGAAGAAGGGAGUAAUGAGACGAAAGCAGAAACAAACAAAGCUGUAGCCUCCGCGCUGCUACUUACCACGUACUCGUCGUCGUAACCGUCGUCGUCGGGCUCUCCCGUGUUGGGGUCGCAGUCUCGGACCAGGUACUUCAUUGUGCAGCUGAACGUACACGACACUGCAAACGAAUCUCAUUAUUUCAACGAGUCAGUGUCACGAGCGGCCAAUAGGAACGCGCCGCUCGUCUUACCGGCUGUCGGGUCGUCGUCGGGCAGGCGCACGAGCGUGUAGCAGGAGCCGGGCUGGCUGUACGGGAGGCUGGCGGCGGGAAUGUAGUGAAUCACCUCGUAGGACUCUGAUGGCUCCAUUUGCACAAGAACCUGGAAUGACGAGGAACAUGUUUCGUAAGCAGGAAUGGAAUUGUAAUGUGAUUAACUGUGGAGUCUGGAACCUUCUGCAGGAGCUGGUCAUUGAGCGUGUUGGUGCAGUCAAACUGGAACACCAUGUGCCGGGAGAAGGUGUGUUUGAUGCAGCGCACCACGUAUUCCGUCUCGGCUUCCGUCAGCUGCACCGGCUCGGCCGACUUGAAGAGCGGGCCGAGACCCUGGAACUCUGGGAUGGCUGCCAGUUGUUCUGAGGGGAAAGAAAGUUCCAAUGAUGCCCCAAAAAGUCAACAAACUGUACGAACCCUUCCUGGAGAAGAAGGUCUUACCCUGAUAGAUGUCCUGGCGCGACGGGGCCAACUUCUCUGGAAGCUUGCUGGUGGCCACUGGAGCGAUUUCUGGACAGAAGCAACACUUUUGAAGAUCAAUCCAACAUUUCAAGACCUGACUGACUGACCUAUUUUCUGUUCUGUGAUGGGCGUGGUGGCUAGAGGAACCGUCUUCAUGUCGAACGGCUUCUCCGAGGGAUCCAGCGUGUAUUGGUGCAGCGACUUCUCCAGACCGGGGAUGGACACAGACAAGCCUGAACAAAACAACAUGAGAUAAAUGGUAGGCCUAGGCAAUUCAUCGAUUGAAUUGAUAAAUCUUUUUAUUUUUUUGUGUCACAUCAACCCCCCCCAAGCCCAAAAAAAAACUAAUUUAAAAUUGACUGCCUCCCCUUUUCCGUAGCCUGGUGAUACAAACUAUUUACACUGAAAACAUGGCAGCGAACAUUGGAACUGACAAUCAUGGAGCCGAUUAUUCAAAUUAUUUCGAGUGACAGUUUUGUUGUUAAAUAUCCAUCUCAAAGUCAAUAUUUUUUUCUAAUUUAUUGAUGUUAAAAUGUCAAACAGUAAAAAUUUUUCAUUAAAAUAGCUUUUAAAGAUCUCACCGUUGAAGAUGUAGGCGGCGUUGAGCGCCUUCUGCUUCUGUUGCAGCACGUUAAUGUAGAACGUGGCUCGGUCACGCACCUCGUCGUCGUUGUCCAUCAUGCACCUGCAGGAGCGCGAGGUUUACUUUGCGUCUGGAGCGAACACUCUUAAAACCCUCGAAUGAAAACUUUUACGUACCUCUGCAUGAGAACCAGGACACUUGGCAGGAGGUCGUCAUUCUGAGCUCCGAAUUUGGCCAAAGCGCUCACCGCAGCUGAUGAAAUAUAAAAAACAAAACAAAAAAAGUGGUUUAAAAAUGAAAGUAUGGUAGUUUCACAAGGCCAAUUGCAGCUCACCGGCUCGCACGGCCUCGCUCUCCAGCACGACCCUGUUGAAGAUGAAGCGGAUGUACUUGAACGGCUGCGGGGUGCGCGGGCCCUCCUUUCCCAGCAGGUGCAGGAUCUUGGUGGCCAGCACAGUGUGCUCGCAGUCCUCAAUGAACUCGCACAGGUGCGCCAGGCCCGUCUCUUUGCUCUCAGGGUUCUCCUCGAUGAUGCUGAUGAUGCAGUCCACGAUGGCGCGCUUGUACUCGAAGCCACCCUGUAUGCCCCCCACCCCCCCCCAAAAAAAGGGAGGAGGAUGAUGAGUGCUCCUUUAAAGUUAAAGUGAUGCUUUUCCAGUGGUUUGUUGGCAGCUUACGUCAUCUCUCAGCAUGUUGGAGAGGAAGUUCAUCAUAACGCUGUGUUUCCUGGGAUACUUCUGACACAGAGCACUGAUGGCCUGCACCACCACCACCUGGAACAACCAACAUUCAAGUCAAGCGGCGGUCGUCUUGUUCUCCAUCUCAAAUGUUUCAAGUGAACCCUGCAACAGAAGUCUGACCUUGAACUCGUCGGAGAUCUCCGAGACGAAGGAGGAGAUCUGCUUCAUGAGUCGGUCCACGCUGCUCUCGCUGCCCGUCUUUAGCAGCGUGGUGAUGGCCAACGUGGCGAUGCUCCUGUUGGAGUCCGUGAUGAGGUUCUCCAGGUCCAGGUUGCAGGCCGUCACAGCCGAGGGAUGCUUCAUCGCCACCUGGUGGACAGGAGCACAACACAAAACUUCAGUCUUUGACCAUGUCAACGUGAGUGUAAAGGAGAGAGGUUCAAGUACCUUGUUGAGGGUCCGAACUGCGGCGUAUCUAAGUGCCGCUUUGGGGGAACUACAGAAGAGCUGCAGCACUUGAGAAAACAACAAUAAAAAAAGUUAACGAAUCACUCAACGUCAGCAGUUUUGUUUUGCCGCAUGCUCAAACCCACCGGAGACGGCGGGGGCCAGCUCCCUGGCCGUGCAGUUGGGCAUGUGCACGAUGGCGGAGGCGGCCUCGUACACCACCAUCUCGUUCUUGUUCCUCAGGCAGCUCUCGAUGAAGUCAAACAAAGGGCUGUCAUGACUACACACACACACACACACAAAAAAGGUACCUCAGGAACGGAAGCAGAUAGCUUGUGAGUCCUCUCAGGUGUCCUUACCCUCCUUCUGUCUCGUCCAGAAGCUUGCUGGCGAUGCGGAUGAGCAUGCAGUAGGCAAACGGUGACUUGAGGCCCGACUUUGUGAACUUGUUGAGCAUCUUGGUGACGGCCAGGCGGUCGUUCUUCCUCAGGUGAUACAGGAGGCCCAGAGCGUGG
Messenger RNA from Phycodurus eques (leafy seadragon), 4598 nucleotides. It is a transcript of the gene mest, whose product is annotated as mesoderm specific transcript. The transcript has 13 exons. The record is from RefSeq and is a predicted model, not a curated record. Lineage: Eukaryota; Metazoa; Chordata; Actinopteri; Syngnathiformes; Syngnathidae. Gene Ontology annotation, molecular function: catalytic activity. Bases 82 to 1062 code for a protein of 326 amino acids.